This is a messenger RNA of Octopus sinensis (East Asian common octopus), 4189 nucleotides long. RefSeq names its product deleted in malignant brain tumors 1 protein-like. The transcript has 29 exons. Bases 76 to 4119 code for a protein of 1347 amino acids. The record is from RefSeq and is a predicted model, not a curated record. Gene Ontology annotation, cellular component: membrane. NCBI's taxonomy places the organism in Eukaryota, Metazoa, Mollusca, Cephalopoda, Octopoda, Octopodidae.
UGUAUAUAUAUAUAUGUGUACACAUAUAUAUCCCGUAGGUAGUAAGAUCAAGCAUUUAGCAAACAGAAGAAGAGAAUGCCAUUAACAUAUUUGGUGGCUGUCAUCUUUCUUGUGAGCUCAUAUGAUGUUUCAUCAGUUUCUUUACCUCAAAAAAUAGUGCGAUACGAAUUAAAAGGACGUGCUGAAAUAUUUCAUAAUGGAAGCUGGGGUACUAUUUGUGAUGAUAGCUGGAACAAUGCAAGUUCUACCGUUUUCUGUAGAAUGCUUGGAUACAGCUCUGGUGUUUCUAUAAUUAAUACAUUGACUGUAGAUGGUCAAGGUAAAAUUAUAUUGGACGAAGUAACAUGUUCCGGGACAGAGUUAUCACUUGAUUCUUGCUCGCAUAACGCAUGGGGUAAUCAUGACUGCCAACAUAGUGAAGACACUGGCGUACAUUGUACAGCUCAACUAUUUCGUAUUUCUGAAGCUUCCACAGUAGGAGCAGCAGAAGUGUAUUAUAAGGGUAAAUGGAUGACAUUAUCAGAUAGUAAUUGGAAUGACAUUGAUGCCCAAGUUUUCUGUAAAUCAGUUGGAUACAGAUCGGGAAAAACACAUAGAAAUCCACGGGUUAGCACCAACUACUUUUUGCAUUCCGACAUACAAUGCACUGGAAGCGAGAAUAAUAUUAUGCAGUGUUUUAAAAGCAGAUCGCAGAACUUUACAAGGAAUCAGGCAUCGGUUGCAGGUGUUGAUUGCGAAGAAGCACGUGUUCGAGUAAUUGAAAAGAAUAUUUUUGGACGAGCAGAAGUCUUUUAUCGUAACAUAUGGGGUACCGUCUGUGAUGACGGUUGGCAAACAAGUGAGUCAAAGGUUUUCUGCAGAAGCAUGGGAUACAGUGACGGGGAUUACGUGGUAUACUCAUUAACUGAAGAUGGAACCGGAAACAUUUGGUUGGAUGACGUUAAUUGCAACGGUAAUGAGAAACGGAUAGUUGACUGUUCUCAUAGUGCACUUGGUACUCACAAUUGUGGACAUAACGAAGAUACUGGAGUGAAUUGUACAAUAGUGCCAAAGCGUUUCAUUUCUAAUGGCCAUGCCGAAGUAUUCUAUAACGGAGAGUGGGGAGGUAUAUGCGACAAUAACUGGAACAUAGAAAAUACGAUUAUUUUCUGUCAGGAACUUGGAUACACAUCCGGAAUAACAUUAAGAGGAUCGACCUCAAAGUAUUCAACAAAAACUUGGCUUCAGAAUGUUCAAUGUUCAGGACGAGAAUCUUAUAUCGACCAAUGUUCCCAUUCCGACUGGACUGACCAAAUUUGCCCUACAAACUCCUAUGUCAGAAUCAGCUGCUCACCAAAUUCAGUGUACCGAACACAUAGGCUCGGAGUUUCACUUUCAGAAGGAACAAAAGGAACUGUGAAUAUUACAAUAAGUGGCGUAAAAUCGAUUUUAGCAAUGCGUUCCAUGCCUAACCACAUAGCAGAAGCACUUUGUAAAACAAAAGGUUUUAGCACGGGUACAACAUUAGAGUAUAUCAACUUCCCUACAUCUCCAAAACUUUCGUGCAUUGAUCUUAUCGCUAUGUUCAAUGAUACUUGGAUAAUCAACUAUCAACCAUGUGGGUACGGAGGCGCAUAUGUACCAUUUAUUAGAUGUGCAAAUGAAAUCUAUCGAGUCAUUGGAAAAAAUGAAAACGAAGGUCGUCUAGAGGUAAAUAUAAAUGGAGUUUGGGGAAAUCUAUGCAGUACUUCGUGGAACAAUACGGGUGCAAAACUUGCCUGCAAUGCGCUUGGAUUUCAAACUGGAAUUUCAGUGCCAGGCCGCAACUUUCCAAGCUCGAUUACUAAAACAUGGAUGAAAAAUAUAACCUGUACAUUGCAAUCAAAAUCGAUCAGUGAUUGUAAACACAAUCUUGUUGACCAACAAACGUGUCUAGCAUCUGAAUUAGUUGGAGUUAGAUGCUUCAAUGUAAAAGUUAGAUUUCCUUCCAGUGGUGGAGUUGAAGUCCAAUACGAUGGAAUUUGGGGACGUAUUAAAGGAACUGCCACUAGAAAUGAGUGCUCGGUCAUCUGUAGAAUGUUAGGAAAUACGUGUUCUUCUUAUUCUGGUUAUGGCAGUUCUGGGAAGCGAUUAGCAAUAAAUUCAAUGAAGUGCCAUGGAAACGAAUCUGUUUUAACGGAUUGUAAUAUACAAUGGACCAAUGCUACAUCCACCAAUUAUGAAUUCUAUAUCAGAUGUCACGAAGAAAAUGUUCGCUUUCGCAAUGCUGCUACACAUCAUGGCGUUGUUGAAAUCUUCCAUGAUAAUAAAUGGGGUGGAAUUUGUGGUAAAUCUUGGACACGGAACGAUGCUAUUGUCGCUUGCCGAUCAAUGGGAUAUAUGAGUGGAUAUAUCUAUGAUUAUAAACAUCAUUUAAGAGAACACGGAUUUCUGUCUGAUACGAAUUGUAAUGGCAACGAACAAAAUCUAAGGGAGUGUCCACAUGGAAUAUGGGGGUUCCAUCGAUGUAAUAAAUGGGCCGGUGCAGAAUGUUCGAAAUAUAAAGUCCGGCUGAGAGGCGGAAACUCUCCAAAAGAAGGUAGAGUGGAAAUCUUUCAAAACGGGAUGUGGGGAACAGUUUGUGACAGAAACUGGAAUGAUGAAGCAGCUUCUGUAAUAUGUAGAAGCUUAGGUUAUAACCAAGGUAUCUCAUAUGGUGGCUGGAAGUUUGGUCAAGGAAGGGGCACUAUAUGGUUUGACGAUGUUACGUGUAAUGGUGAUGAAACUUUCAUUGAUCAUUGCGCGAAGAAACCCUGGAGUGAUAAAAUGGCUUGUAAUCAUUCGUGUGAUGCAGGUGUCGUCUGCUUGGAGAAGGGAAUUCGAUUGGUUGAUGGCGAAUCAGAAAAAGAAGGACGUGUUGAAAUUUUUCAGACACAUAGAUGGGGUAACCUUUGCGGUGAUUAUUGGAACAAUAAUAACGCGAUGGUGGUUUGUCGGAUGUUAGGUCACAUGUAUGGAAUCGGAUACCAAAUCAGAAAGAAUGUCUUCUUCCAACCAACCAGGUCUUCAUUGUUAAUCCAGACGCCUUUGAAUUGCAAUGGAAAUGAAAGUUCUAUUUUUGAUUGUCCUGUCUUUGCGUCAACACGGUGCCAUUUUCCAGGAGCUUAUGUCAUUUGUGCAGACGUUGGUGUCCGGCUGGUUGAUAAGAUAUCUGACAACGCUGGAAGUAUUGAAGUUCUACUCGAAAACGAAUGGCGAUCGAUAUGUCCUUAUUCAUGGGAAGAAAAUGCAGCAUUCGUAAUAUGUAACAUGUUGGGCUUCGAAGAUGGCUUUGGACUGAGUAAUCUACCAACACCACAACUGCCAAGAAUGAUUAACAAUCUCAAGUGCGAUGGUACUGAACAUGCUAUUGAUGAAUGCUCAUACGAACUAACAGGUCCGAAUUCUUGCAAUUCGAAUAAUGUUGGAGUCUUCUGUACCAUGGUUGAGAUGCGCAUCAAUAAUACAGUACCGAAUAGUUCAUUCGGAUAUCUGGAAAUCUUGUACAAUGGAAUUUGGGGUUCUGUCUGCAACACGUCUUGGUCAAAUUCCAAUGCCGCAGUAGUAUGUCAAUCCCUUGGUUAUAGACAAGGCAAGACUUUUCCAAAUUCCAGAUUACUAUUGACUUCUCGCGGAAAGCAUCAGUCAUGGAUUGAUAAUGUUCGAUGCCACGGAAACGAGAGUUCAAUAUUGUCAUGUAAACAUAGCAAUUUCGGUCACGCCUUUUGCAGAUUCGAUAACUCUGCAACUGUAAAUUGCACAAAUUAUGUUGGUGUUCGACUUCAAGAUGGACGAAAUAGUAGUGAGGGACGUGUGGAAGUUGAGUAUAAAGGAGUAUGGGGUACGGUAUGCUUUGACGACUGGGAUGAUACGAGUGCAACUGUUGCCUGCAAAAUGCUAGGCUACAGAUAUGGAAGAGCAACUGAAACGAAUAUAUUUCUACCUUCGAAGAAACCAAUUUGGUUGAACCGCGUGAAAUGUAGAGGCAUGGAAUCCAGUCUUUUCGAUUGCCCUCAUGCCCCGUGGAAAUGGAACCAUUGCAGUCAUAGACACGAAGCUGGCGCUAUCUGCCAUAAUGGCUCACCACCCACAAUGCCGAGCCGUAGAACCAUCAUUGGCUAACUAACAAUGUUUCUUAGUUCUUAUUUUUUAUUAAUGAAUAAAACUAUUUAUGUUUAAUUAUCCCAUCGUG